GUCCCUCUGUGUUAUGAAUGGGAGUUCAGUUUAUGGUAGUUUUCUGGUCUAUUUCAUCUUGUUAGGGUUUUGUUGGAGAAACAGACAUUUCUGGGCACUCUAACCCAAAUAUAACCACCAAAGGGAGUCCAGAAGGGAAUGUGCUGACUGUCCGAGCUUCCCUUCAGUGAGCCUAGCAGGGAGAGUCGAAUUAAUGGGGUUUUGGUUGGUUUUUUUGAGAUGUGACAGACAAGGAGAGUUGAGAUGGUAGGGUCUACCUUACAGAAAGAGAGGUGGUAAAAAGGGUGAGCCUGUCAGGGACCUGCUGGUCACAGAGUGAAAAGGGACUGAUUUUAGCUGCUAAAGAAUAUUCUUGAAAAGUGUUUGGAGACUUGUAGCUUUAGAUUUUUUUUUUUACUUUUUAGAAGUCAUGAUAGAACAUGCUACUUUUGAAAGGAUUGUAGAACUGUUCUUCUUCGGAGUGCUAUAGGUGAAAACUUAACCUCUCAAUGCAAAUGUACUACUAAAAGGUAAAAUCCUUCCCCCUUGCAGUGGUGAGAAAGGUGCUGAAUAGAAGUUAGGGAGGAAGAAAACAUAAUUCCUUUAAGGCAGAGGAUGUGAGGGCUGGUUUUCAGGUGUCAGAAUGUGUGACAACCAAGGUACUGAUUUUGCAAUUUAAACAUUUAUUUGGUUCAGUAUUACUUUCUGAGCUGUUAUGAUUGUAAAGAAAACUUUCCAAAUGAGUCCUAAUACGACAUGAUGCAUGGCUAGCUGUGAAAGGCCUAAUCUAGGCAGAGUCAUGCUUGUUUAACUGAAGUCAUGAUGCUAAAUGGAUGCAAUUUUCUGUAUGGACACUUAUCAGAUUAGCUUGCACUUACAAAUUGCAGGUGUAAUUGAUAUGUCCUGCUUUAAACUGAUAUAAAUGUGUCUCCGUAAUGUUGUGAUGGUUUAAACUCUUGCCACUUUUCCUUUUAUAUAGCUCUGUAGCCUUUCGACAGGCAGCUUUGUGGACAGUGCUGAGCUGCACAGGACUUUCAUGACGAGACUUGUCAGGAAAAUGAAACUGGGAAGACUGGUCCGGUUUGUAGCAAAAUAGUGAAAAUGGAAUGAGCUUAAGAGAGUGGCAAGGAUGAUCAGAGGUCUGGAAAACCUCUAUGCAAGAAACAACUAAGCAUACCAGGUCUUUUUAAGCUUGAAAACAUGACUGCAAGGGGGCCCAGUAUAGGUCUGUAUCCUUUGCGUGCUAUUUGUAAUUUUUAUGCAAAGAAUGGCCAUUCACUGUCAAUACAGUCUUAGGGCUGUCACAUGAAAUAAGCUCAGAACAAGCAGGAGGGGAUGGUUCUUCCCACAACCUGUGGCUGUUCCAUGGUAGAGGAUUUUGUAGCCCUUAAAAAUACGCUUGUGGCUCAGACAACAACUGAAAAAAAUCAUGGAAGCAGAAAAUUGGGGUUGUUAGCUGCAAAGAGAACACCCUGUGCUUAGGCAGUGCCUGUAGGCAGUAGAAUUCAGCCCUUUCUCCUUCACCAGCACAGAGGGUUGAUCUGCAGGAUUUAUCUUAGACGUUUUCUGGUGUGUAGUGGCUUGCCUGGUAAAUAUUUCCAAGCAUGCUGUGGGCACAGCAUCUGCAAAAUGAUUUGGCAGCAUGCAAAAUGAUUCCAAGAGCAUGGUGAAAAUGGAAGUGUGUCCAUGACCUGCAAGUUAGCAUUUGAAUUCAAACAAAACUCAUCUCUGCUGGACUAAUUUUAAUUAUCCAGCUGAAUUUGUGGAUGCAGGAACCAUUAAUUCUUCUGUGAAAAGAAUGGCUCAAGUGUGCUGGCAGGUGACAAGGCAUGAGAAGGCUGCUCAGGGAAGGGGUUUUUUUGCUUUGCCCCCACUUCUUUAGUUUUGCUUUGAUCUGUUUUAUGAGGGUCAGAAGACGAAAACCUCAUUACCUAAUGCUGUUGGAUGUCGACGUAUGUGUGAUAUGGCUCUUCGCCAGGAUCUUAAUUAGGGAACUCAUAAAAGUGGAGGGUGGAUGCCAGUUCUUGAAAAGCACUUUUAGCCUUUCUGCUGGAAAGAAAGCUUUUAUUAAUUCAUUAUGGAAUGUAUUAAAAGGAAUCCAGCUCAACCCUGUAAGCAAAGCUGCUGCUUUUUCUCUCCUCUCUUUGUGUCUGCCUUUAAUGUGAGCCAUUUCGGGCUCCCUGCCCAAGAUGGGCCCAAUAAAUGAGAUUUGUAAUAAGCACAUAAGACGGUUUGGAUUGGAAUCCACUUCAGGUCUCUCUGGUUUAAAAAGGUCUCCAGAUUGCGGGUGAGUAUUGCCAGAAUUCAGCAAAAAUGGCUCAAUGCCUUGUUGUACCUUGAGAAGCAAGGGAGGCAUCUGGUCUUAGACCCCUGUGUGCAUCCAGAGCUGCUGGGACUUGACUUUGUGGAGUGGCUCUUGAGCAGCAAAGGGCAGUUCUGUGCCCCGCACUGCUGCCUGAAUGUGAAGCACCCAUUUCAUUUACCCCUUUAACUGACACUACCUAAAGAUGUUACUGUGAGUGAAGUCCUGUGUCCCUGCUACAGGCCAUGUGAAGCUGAGGGCUUGUUAUGUGAGCUUUCUGCAUGCUGCCCUUCAGCUCUAUACCAGAGGAUCCUCUUCAUGGAGAGGAGAGCUGGAAGGAGCAAGGGUUCAUAUUUGCAAUUUAUAAGCCACUGUGCUGAGGUUGCCACUAAAAAGGUAAGCCAGUGUGAAGUGCAGUGAUAGUACAGCUAAGGGAGCUUGGCACUUUGUUUUCAUGCAGGCUUCCAGUAGGCCUAGGUACAUACCCCAACUAACCGUAGUUAGUAGGAGGGAAAGCUUUCCAUCCACAAUGAGCUCAGGUAAGCACCUGCUUCUGGGAUUGCUCUCCUGGAGAGCUGCUGCAGGGCAUUAUGCCAAAGCUCUGCAGAUUUUCUUGUGCUGCAGCUUUUCAGGCUAUGGCCCUCCUGGGAGUUUGCUCAUCAGCCCAGUGAGUAAUCAGUAACUCCCAGGCAUUACUGUGAUUCCUCCCUGUGCUUAUUUUCUCUUUCCUUUGCCCUACAGUGAAGAAUUUCUUACAUGGCUGAGCUGCUGAGAGACUCCUAGCUUCAGGAACAGAUCCUGGGUGAGGCAGUGGCACUGACAUAGCAAGGUAGCGCUCUGCCCAUAGUUGGUUGGUGUCUGAGGCUCCUUUUGUAAAUGAGCCACUUCCAGAAGGCAGAUAGUAUUGUCCUAGUUUAUAAGUAGGGAAACUGAGGCACAGUGAAUGGAUAACAUGUGGGGCUCCUCACUUUUUGCCUUCCUUACAACCCCUAAUGUCCCAGACUAGCCUGAAGAAAGAAAAUAGAUUCUGGAGGAAAUGAGUAUUUGUUCCUUCAGCUGUGCUUUUCUUUUUUAUUAUUAUUUUCUGUCCCUUGUGCCCCCAGCUCAGCAAAGCUGAUGGUGCAGUUCUGGGACAUGUGGUUUAUUAACAAAAUUAUUGCUCUCCAUCAGGGAACCCAAACUUUAGGUUUGAUUUAAGAGCAGUAGAACCAGUGGAAAGUUUUAAAGUAUUAUGUGGAAUCUGGAGAUUUUUAGUCAGCAGAAAGUAGGUGAAUAUCUUCUUGUUAUGUCUUACGAAAUGACGGGCAGAGAAUGUACUGGUGAGAGCAACGGCAAACUGAGAAGGAGCAGCGGUUCUGGAGGAGAGGGUAGAAUGUGCUGUGACACAGGUAAUUUAGUGGUGGCGUUGGCAGCCAAAGCUCUCAUUAAAUUGUAUUAUUUAACAUGAUUUUUAAACAUGUUUCCAGAGAAGGCAUGGUGCAUUGUGAGAAAUUUGCUGGCUAAGGAACAGCCAGGUAACACAUGCUGAAUUACCUGUUCCUGUGUCUCUUUGUGAGGGUUUCCAGCAGAUAAGGGAGCAGAGUCAUUUGCAAAUGGUAGGAACUGGCGAGGGAGGUGGUUAUUCUCAAAUUGGAGUGGAUGGACACCCCACCUCCCCUGCACUCUGCCAGUAAAUCAACUUGCUGAUAAGCAUGGUUAGAGCUGACUUGGGUGAAGCUCUAGGUUGGCCCUGAAGCAGACUGGGGCAAUGCGUCUUGCUCACUAAGCUGUAGUGGAUGAGAGAUAGUGAUGAGCAGCUGGCAUUAACAUUCUUAACUAGCACAUCUGGAUAUGGAGAAGGACAACUAUCUGUCUUGACUGAAUGCAUUUUCAGCUAACAUGCUUCAAAACUGUGUCCCCAUCCAAGCAAACGAAAGCACCAUUGUGUGUGCUCUGGGAUAAGGUGAUGUGCCUUGGUGCUCUGAGCUCAGGGGAAGCUGUGCUGAUGGCAUUUCAACAGCCCGGGCAGAGUUGCCUAAUAACAAAGGACUCUGAAAUUUCUGUCUGGUAAGAUGCAAAGAUUAAUUUGAGCCUGGUUACAUGUGGCCCCUCCCCAGCAAUACUGUGCUCCUUGCAGUGAGACUCUUCAGCUGCCUGGAUAAACUGCUUUUUGCAGUCUGCUUUGUUGUCUCCCCUUUACAUCAAGCCUCUUCUCCCAUCUUGCUUAUUUAUAACACUUGCCUGCCUCUCCUGAGCCGAAGGUGUGAGAUUGCUAAUGAGCUCGAGACAGAGCUGAUCUCCAAAGCAGCAAUAAUUAGGGAUCACUACCUUUAAUGUUAUUUCCCAUAUCACUGUUUGUGGGAGUGUUUGUGCCCUGGGCCACCUCUGAGGCUGAUGUCCAGGCAGCUGGUGUGUCAUUCACCUCAGUCCUUUACCCAGGACUGUGCUGCCUCUUAGCUCUCAUGAAUGAUGGCUCCCACUACAGAGAGCCCAUGCUGCCAGCCACCAGCUGGCCUUAGCCUUGCUUGGAGAACCAGACACAGCAGGAGUGUUGUGCUAAGUAGCUAAAAAGAGAGGUCAUGCCACCUCAUGGCACCGAGGCCAUUUUCUUUCAGGCUAGGAUGUUGUGUUCAUAUUACCUGAUCAGUCCCACUGUUCCCCUGCUGGAAGCAAGCCUGAAAGACUAAAGUUUUUCCUAAAGAUGUCUACUCUCUGGUUGCUAGGCAGAAGAGAGGAAUGAUUCCCUGGAGAACUAUUGUCCGUGGUCUAAUUCCCUCUUGGGCAAUCCAUUUGCACACAAGUGGAUCAGUCCUCUCAUUUAUCCACAGUUACUUCCGUCCACAGGAAGACACAGGGGCAGGGUGGCUGUUAGGAAACCUGACAAGGAGACACAAGGAGAUGACCAGUGUUUUUCUGCAUGGGAACAUGUUGCUGCCAAAUUUGGUGCAGGUCAAAGGUGCUGGUGGGGAAUGCUCUCUCGAGCAUGCUGUGCAGACUGCCGUUGCUGUUGUACAAGUAGUUGGUAGGUGUCAGUGUUUCCUCUUUGUUCCCUCUUCACCCAGCCAGCCAGCUGAGGUUGUUUUGUAGUCAUGUCCUGUGAACUUCUGUAUCCAUUCACAGCACUAUAUCAAAACCUUGUGCCUCAGGCUUUGGCCAAGGCGGUUCCUCUCAUUUUAUCCUCUUCUAAUUCCAUUAAGAUGCUUUAGAUCCCGUCUUUCUUUGUGGAGCCAGAUGUAAAGAAACUAGAACAGGCUGGAGCAGGAUCAGACCUUAGCAAAAAGGUGGUGGGCAGCUGCUGGCCACACAAGUGGGAGUGUUAGAGAUGGCUUUGCUGGCUGGGAUUACAGUGUCACAGUAGCCUGGGGUAUAAUAAAGGCUGAUCUGAGAGGCAGUGGGCUUUGUGUGCUGUGAUCUUUACACAUGGCUGAGGCGGUUCCUCCCUUGAUUUGGGGAGGAAGGAGGUGGAGCGGUCGAGCUGCCACCCUUCCCAUCUGAGUGGCAUGGAUCCAUGUUAGCUGGGAGAGGAGAUGAUGGGGACUGGUGUGGUGUUUUACAGAUCGAUGGGCUGGAGGAGAAGCUGGCACGUUGCAGACAGAGUGUGGAGGAGGUGGAUCUUAAACUGCGCAGGGAGCAGCUCAGCCCUGAAGGAAGAAAGUCACUGGAGAGAGAGAGAAACUUACUAAUGACCAAAGCUGACAACUAUGAGAAAGAACUGAACGUGCUUCGUAAGGAGAAUCGCAAGAACGCUGCCCUUGCUGUGGCUGUGGGGCUGCUGAUUGCUCUUAUUUAUGCCUGCUGGACGAUGUGAUUGCACUCAAGAAUUCUCCCUGCUGACCAAAUGACUCUCCCACAAGGAGCUCUUCCUUCUGUCGCCACUGUGCCUCCCCCAAGGGUAAGGAUCAGCAUUUCAGAUUGCUGCUCUUGUUCAUCCUCUCCAAGCCUCGUCACAGGGAAGCUUUUUCUCUGACAGUUUUGAGGGGGACAGGAGACAAACCAGAAAUCACAGCACACUUGUGGCUGGAAACUGGGUCAAGCAGAGCUGAAGGUGGUGCUAUCUUACUCAAACCGCAGUGAAGACCAUCCAGCCUGAUGCAGGAAGGCAACACAUUUUCCCUUUUGAAGAGGACCUCUGUGGCUUCAGACAAGUGCUCUCUGCCCAGCCCAGUCAGAACACAUGCCGCCUUGGUUCCUGUGACUCAGCCAUAAGCUGAAGGGACACCAAACUCUUUGAAUCAAAGGGUAACUUUGGUAUUGUGACCAAAAGACUCCACCAUGUUUCCAGAGCUGAUCUAAAUAAGCAUGAUACCUCCUCCACACUGACUUGCAGGACCAGAGGAAUCCUACCUCCACAAAAACAGAUGGGAGGGAGGUAUCUCUCUGCAAGCAGGUAGCAUCCAGCUUGAGAUGUGGGUACUUGGGUUUUGAGAAGAUGUACCUACCUCUCCAGUGCAUCACAGCUUGGUAGCUGUUCUGUGCCUCUGAGAAUCAACACUUGAAGAAGAGAAUUUACUAUCAACUCCCAGGGAUGGAAGUGCCUCUGCAAGGGCUUUAAAUAAAAUAAUUUCACUUUGUA
Molecule: messenger RNA, 6833 nt
Organism: Strigops habroptila (Kakapo)
Lineage: Eukaryota; Metazoa; Chordata; Aves; Psittaciformes; Psittacidae
Gene: CCDC167
Product: coiled-coil domain containing 167
Exons: 3
Coding region: 5769-6068 (99 amino acids)
Source: RefSeq, a predicted model, not a curated record